Molecule: messenger RNA, 933 nt
Organism: Coccidioides posadasii C735 delta SOWgp
Lineage: Eukaryota; Fungi; Ascomycota; Eurotiomycetes; Onygenales; Onygenaceae
Gene: DFR1
Product: dihydrofolate reductase
Biological process (GO): tetrahydrofolate biosynthetic process; glycine biosynthetic process; dihydrofolate metabolic process
Cellular component (GO): mitochondrion
Molecular function (GO): NADP binding; dihydrofolate reductase activity
Source: RefSeq, a predicted model, not a curated record
AUGGAGGCCAUCAUCGCGGGCUUUACCAUGUCUCCCCAUUGCCCCUCAGCAUUCGCAAACUCCGCAAAACUACCGCCGCUUACGCUUGUCGUCGCAACAACACCAGUCACCUCCCAUACAAACCCCAGUAUUUCUCGCCUUGGAAUCGGGAAUUGUGGAACACUUCCAUGGCCUCGCAUAAAGUCUGACAUGAGCUUUUUUGCACGUAUAACGACGCGCCCGCCUGCCGCAGCCCAACCCCAGCUCCAUACCCCUAACGCCCUAAAUGCGGUGAUAAUGGGAAGGAAAACAUAUGAUUCCCUCCCUAGCAGAUUUCGACCACUUCCGAAACGGUUGAAUGUUAUUAUAACGCGCGACGAGUCGGGAAUGGUAUGCGAGCGGGCGGCAGCAGAGUGGAAGGCUGCGAGAAAAAGAGAGUGGGAAAAAGCGCAGGAGAAGAAAGAUGAAUUUAGGACAGAGUCCAAGAGCUGUUCGUCUACGGAGAAAAAUGAUUCAAUCGAGGAAUUGGAGAAGGAAACCCCUGAUGUCCUUGUGUCUAAUGGUAUCGGAUCUGCUCUUCUCGCCCUACGAGAUAGCUUCAACCCUUUUUCCCAGAAUGGUCGACGAAGUCUCGGGAAUGUCCUUGUGAUUGGCGGCGCCGAGAUAUACGCAUCCUCUUUAAAACUAGAUCCCACUGGCCUAGGUUGCAAAAUGAGGAUUGUCAUGACAGAUGUCCGUCGGCCUACUUCGGAAGCCGAGAAAAACGAUCCAUCACGAUCCAGCAAUGGCUUUGAAUGCGAUACUUUCUUUCCAAUUGAUAACUUAGAUGGAAACGAUGAGUGGAGACGGGCUUCUGCGGGCGAAGUAUCAGAGUGGGUUGGCGAAGCGGUUCCAGAAGGCUGGGUAUGGGAUCAAGACAUUGCUCUUCGCUUCCUCGGGUAUGAGCGAAGGUGA